UUCCCCGGUAACUCAUCCGCGCGGUCCUCCAGCGCGUGUACCUUCUUGUCGGUCCCUAAACCGUCGUUGUCAGACAUUGAACCCCGACCCCGCUGAACGGGAGACGUCAAGCCAAGGCCUAUGCUGCAGUGGAAGGGGGCGGUCACAGAAAAGCCUAUAUGUUAAUAUUUCCCCCUUUCGUUUUUCUAUGUUUAACAAGCGUUAAAACAAACGCGAAUUAGAGUCGGCGCUUCGCCCCCGCAGCAGGCGCAGCCAGCGGUUCGCUGGGUUUCGUUGGCCAGCCUCGGUUCGCUCUGCAAUGUUAGCUUAACAUGAAGCUAAACGGUUGCGUCACCAUGGAAACGCACUUUGAACCCAUAUGUUCCUGCUCACCAUGACACCCAGUAGAGGAUUCUGGGAUUGAUGCGGCACUCCCCCUGAUGGCCUGGAUUGGGUGUCGGCCAGCCUGCUGAAGCCAUGGGAGGCUGCUGGAGCUGUCUGUACAGAGACACACUGCCAGAAAACCACCCCACCAAGUUCAAGGUGACGAAUGUGGACGAUGAAGGGAACGAGUUGGGCUCGGGAACGAUGGAGCUCACUCAGACCGAGCUCAUCCUGCACACCAGGAAGCGCGACGCCGUUCGGUGGCCCUACCUGUGCCUGCGUCGCUACGGCUACGACUCUAACCUCUUCUCCUUCGAGAGCGGCCGGCGAUGCCAGACGGGGCAGGGAAUCUUUGCGUUCAAGUGUUCUCGGGCGGAGGAGAUCUUUAACCUGCUUCAGGAGCUCAUGCAGUGCAACAGCAUCAACGUGGUGGAGGAACCUGUCCUAAUCACUCGCAGCGGGCACACCCCGGAGCUGGACCUGCCCUGUACACCACAGACACCCAACACUCCAGCAUACACAGUGCAGGGGUUCCCCAACGGAUAUCCAGGGUACCCCGUUAGUGCCGACUCCUCGCACCCCUCGUCUGGCCAGCCCUCGGUGGCUGACGAACAUGGCCACAGCCUGAUGGGCCUGGAUGAGCAGGCCCACACCUAUGUGAACACAGCCAGUGUGGAGGCGGAGAUCCGGGGACGGCACUGCGUGCACUCCCUGCCCGAGGUGCGCCCCACUCCCUUCCCCGAGCCCCCCAGGGGCGUGGCUCCCAGCAUGCACUGCUGCCCGCUGGAGGAGCGGGAGGACCCGCAGGUCUUCCUCCAGACGGCCUCCCAGGAGGCCAAGUUCAUGCUGGGCCCCACGCCCGCCCAGCGCCGCUUUCUGGAGCUGGAGAGAGAGAGGCGCGCCCAUCAUUCCCACGGGGGCGGGGCUUCGGAGCUGGAGGGCGGGGCCCACGCGCGGAACCAGCACCCCUACCACCACCACCAACACCACCACCACCACCUGCCUCAGCGGCAGUCCCACCCGGCCCCCGCCGAGCACCCGGGCGGCUGCCAGCUCACCCGCCUCACCUACGAGAACAUCAGCGGCCUGCGGGGGGGCGGGCGCAGGGGCGGGGCCGGGCGGAGCCGGGCAUGCCCCGCCUCCAUGUCCCACUCGGGCGGCUCCAGCAGCAGCAGCAGCGGCGGCGGGGGGGAGGGCCACUCCCACCCCCACGCCCACCCCCACCCCCACCCCCACCCGUUGCCCCCCCAGGCCUACGGCUGCGAGCGGGGCUGCCACCGCAAGACGGCCCUGCUCAACUACGAGAACCUGCCCUCGCUCCCCCCGGUGUGGGAGUACCGCGCCCUGCAGCGCGAGGAGGAGGAGGAGCAGGACGAGGAGGAGGAGGAGGAGGACGACGAAGAGGAGGAGCAGGAGGAGGACGAGGAGUACGAGGAAGAGGACUACGACGAGUACGAGUUCUCCGAGGGACCCGGCACGCCCAACGGCUACCACCAGGACGGCGACCGUCUCCACGGCGACGACAUGCGGAACUACGUCAACACGGAACGCGUGCAGCUGGGGUCCCGCCGCCCGGCCUGCCCCCCCCGCAGGCAGCAGUGCCCGGCGGGGGGGGGCGGAGCCGGCGGGCCCGGGGUCUUCAGCUUCGAUUUCCACCGCGGGGCGGGCAGGGGCGGGGCCGGGGGGGGCUGCGAGCACGGGCACCUGCCUCAGCCGCGCCAGCUCAACUACAUACAGGUGGACCUGGACGGCGAGCCGUCGCACCAGGACCCCGCCCAGGCCAGCCAGCUCCAGCCCCCGGCCCAGCCCACCCGCCGCAGCCAGUUCUACGCCGUCAUCGACCUGAAGAAGACCGCCGCCAUGUCCAACCUGCAGAAGGCCCUGCCCCGCGACGACGGGACGUCCCGCAAGACCCGCCACAACAGCACGGACCUGCCGCUCUGAGCACGAGAGAGAGAGAGAGAGAGACAUAGGGCAGACAUGAGAGAGAGAGAGAGACCUGCCGCUCUGAGCAUGAGAUAGAGAUAGAGAGACAUAGGGCAGACAUGAGAGAGAGAGAGAGACCUGCCGCUCUGAGCAUGAGAUAGAGAUAGAGAGACAUAGGGCAGACGAGAGAGAGAGAGAGAGAGAGACCUGCCGCUCUGAGCAUGAGAGAGAGAGAGAGAGAGACAUAGGGCAGACAUGAGAGAGAAAGAGAGAGAAGAGAGAAGGCAGAAAGGAGAGUGAGAGGGGGGAAACAGAAAGGUACUGACAGAAAGCAGACUGGGUCGAUCACUCUUUCUCCCUCCCUCCCUCCCUCUUUCCCUUAUUCUUCCUCCCGUUUGCACUGACAGGCAGUAGCCAUCUCAACGGACUGGGCGGUGCAGAUUUUCAACUUGAAAGGAGGUGACAGAAUUCUAAUAUAAUUCCUCAGUUAGUGUAUAAAGACCUCUUGAGAGUUUGGUUUAAUUUUGUGUGUAUUUUUGCCAUGUGUUGAUCACUUUUGGCAAAUGCGGUGGUCCUUUUUGUUUGCGGUUUGAUUUUGGGUUGGAGCAGAGACUGUUCCUAUGGACCAUGGGUCCCCUGCUACCCCGAGACUCUGGCAUCCCUCCACACAUUCUAUUUAACUGUUUUUUUAAAUUUUUUAUUUUUUUUUACUUUUGUCUAUUUUUGUCUAUAAUUACUUUUGUCUAUUUUUUUACUGCAAGGAAGAUUUUUAUUUAAAAAUGGUGAAGUAUUCAAAGCGUUUACUUUAUUUUUUGUUGUAGUUUUACGGUCCAGUAGAAGCAGACUAUGACAGCAUUCAUAAGCCAUCAUAAGCCUUCGUAAUCCCACAUGUGAUUCCAUUUAAGUGCGUCUUAUUCUUUUUCUGAACAAUCCGACCAUCACAAAUGUUACUGUUACUAAUACUACUGGCGAAUGUACGUAGGAGGUCGUACUUAAAUCAUUAGCAGUUCAUUACAAAGCACUUAGACCUUUUCUUUUAAAAGGUUUUUCAUUGACAUGAAAUAAUGAAGUGCAUGCAUUUGAUAAAACCCAGUGAAAGGUUAACAUGAUAAAAGGUGGCGUGCAUGGAUAGCUUUCACGUCAGGAGAGUUUUAAAUCUGUUUAAAUCCCUGCUGGACAGUUAAAGCUCAUCUGUAAGAGUAAAUGACGUGGCCGAUGUAAAUGGAGGAUGGAGCUUUAUUUAUUUCUGUUGAGAUGCUGGAGAUUCUCUGUGCCAAUGAAAUCAGUCCUUGAUGGACAGUGGUAUCUGAUAUACCAAUGAAAUGUGUCCUUGAUGGACAGUGGUAUCUGAUAUACCAAUGAAACGAGUCCUCUGGACUGUGGAAUCUGAUCCUGCUGCCGAGCAUUUCAGCCCGAAUCCUCACGCACACAGGCCAGGAUCUGCAGACCAUUUCAGCCGAAAGCCUCACGCACACAGGCCAGGAUCUGCAAUGCAUUUUCAGCUGCAGGAGUCGGGUGCGAGCUGGUCGCAGCCUAGCAGGCAUCUUCACAUUGCAGUGUUCCCGCAUUGCAGCAUUCCCACGUUGCAGUGUUCCCGCAUUGCAGCGUUCCCACAUCGCGGCGUUCCCACAUCGCGGCAUUGCCGCAUGGCAGCGUUCCCGCAUUGCCGCGUUCCCACAUCACGGCAUUGCCGCAUGGUAGCGUUCCCGCAUUGCCGCGUUCCCACAUUGCAGCGUUCCCACAUUGCAGCGUUCCCGCAUGGCAGCGUUCCCGCAUUGCAGCGUUCCCGCAUUGCGGCGUUCCCACAUCGCGGCAUUCCCGCAUUGCAGCGUUCCCGCAUUGCUGCUGCGAUGGGCAUCAAGUCGCAUAGCAGACGUCCACCAGUGGGCGUAACCAUGGUACUCAAAUCAGGGCUCACGCUGCAGACUGUACUUCAUGUAUAGAACAGUGUUUUUGUGAUGCGUUCUGCCAGGGUGGUUGUGUUAUAUCGCAGUGAAAGUAAAGUAAAAGCUUGAUUUGGAGAGCAUCUGGAGGGUUUCAGAGCAGCCAGUCGUCUCUGAACUCAGAGACAAAAAAAACCCUGAUCAAGUAGCUUGGAGUUUAAGGCAUUGUUCACUCAUUUUGUGGCUUGUUUUAAAAAAAAAAAUAUUUCUGUUAUGGUGUAUGCUUCCGAUUCACCCAGUUUUUGUGUGCUGUGAAGGAUACUUUAGAAUGAAGUUUAGAUAUUUAGAGUUGAGUUUCUGAGGGCUAGCAACAGCCAUAGUGUUUGGGGGUUUCUCAUCUAAAUGCAACCCAACCAGCCUUUACUGCAAUGCUAUGACUCCAGAGGUUGCAUGUGUGUACAUUACCCAGUUAUUCUUCAAAAAAUGACAUUUAAUAUUUGUGUCAGGAACUAUUUCCCAUGGCGCGUGCUGCCUGAGACCGCUGUGUUUCAUGAAAGUAGUACCGGUGUGAGUGCGCUGUCUGCGUCUCCUGCAUCGGCAGCGCUGUUUUCGGUUCCAUCACUAUUGGGAUGUGUCGACCUCCUAUUGGGCAGUGCUAUCACAUGCCUGUGCACUGUGAAACUUAGUUUUGCACUUGCACACAUAUAGUUAAUGGUACGUUAUUUAACUUGAUAGCCUCACUAGCCUGUGUGCUAGUAGCUAAGAAGGCUACCUUACUCGCUAGCUGUUGUGAAUUACAGAUAGCAAAUGUUAGCUAGCUUGGUGAAUAUACUUGUAAACCUACCAAAGUGACUAAAACAUGUUAAAUAAGAUAAAUAAUAUUGAUGAAUGUUGUGAAAUUACACUAGAUGGCUAACAUUAACUAGCUAGCCUGUCAGUUGGUAGCUAAGAAGACUACCUUACUACCUACCUAGCUAUCAGUUGUGAAUUACAGAUAGCUGACAUUAGCUGGCUAGGUGGUUACAGUUGUAAACUCAGAAAAGUGAUUAAGACAUGUUAAAUGUUGUGAAUUACACUAGAUAGCUAAUGUUAGUUAGCUAGUCUGUGAGCUAGUAGCUACAAAGGCUGCCUAACCUGCUAGCUAGCGAGCAGUUAUGAGAUAGUAGCUAACAUUAGCUAUCUAGGUGGAUACGUGUAUUAAAAAAAUAAGCUAGAAGGUGAGCUAUUAGUUAGAGCCUGUGCACAAUCAUGUGAUAGUGUUGUAUCCAAUAACGGUUCCACACAUCACAAUGGCAACGGAACUGAAAACAGCCAAUGCCAAUGGUGAAGGGGGACGCUGACACUGCACUUACACUGGUACAAUAUAAAAAUGAAUAUGCUAUUCUGCUGUCAUGUAAUUGUGAGUAUACAUUAUAAAAUGAAUCUGUAUUUUCAUACGUACAGCUUCUGAAAACAUCUGCUUUGGAUGUAAUUGACGUGUAUUUUCAAACCCCCGAAUGGCCUGUGCCAGCCAUUCUACAGUUGACUGUUCAUCAGAAACUUCUGUAAGUAUCUAAAAUAUCCUUCAUAUCUCAUAAAAGGAGUUUGGGCCAAUCAAUUGUACACUAAAACUGAAAUAAUAUCAAAGUGCUCCAUAAAUUAAACUAUUUGUUUAAAUAUUAUUCAGCUUUGGCUAGUAUGUACAUUAAUUGAAAUGAGUUAUUUAUACUGAAGACAUGUAAUUGAGAGUAACAAUUCUGUUCAUGUCGUCAUUUCCAUAAUAGUGUCUCAUUUCUAUUGCUAUAUGCACGUAUAAACCACCAGGUGAUGUUUGUGUAGGCUGUAACCACAUUUAAAACUCCACUGUGUGUGCGGUUCUAAGCCACCUAGCGUUGUUGGUGUAGGCUGAUACAACGUUUCCAACUCCACUGUGUGUCAGUUAGCACAACAUGCUGAGUUACUUUGUGUAACUAACAUGCCUAUUGAGAUGAGAACUGAACCCUGCACAAGCUGCUGUGUUGGUUUUCCUAACUGACAUCUAACUCAAUAUGUACAGUACCUAACUGUUCUACCUCUUUCAAAAAAAAACAAACAAAAAAAAACGCAGGUUGACUAAUGUGUCUGCAGUCCUGUACCGCAAACUGCUCUUCAUACUCGUAUCUUAUUAAAGGCGUAAACUCACAUAAUCAGUUGGAGACUUCCCCCCUGGUAGAAUGUUCGGUUUUUGCAUAUCACUGUGAGUGUGAUUUACAUGGUGUAGCCUAGUUGCACAGGGCCCUGUUUUGGCAUUAUGAGUGCAGCUGUAAAUACGAGACAGGACUGGCUGGCCCAAAUUGCAGUGUUUUCCAAUUUGAUUUUGUCACUCUGACAGUCUUGUAAUUAAACCUGUAACGAUGGUACCUGUCGCAUUACCUGUGAGUUAGCAUGUGCCAGGCCAUGGUGUAUUUUAUAUUUCCUGUGCUGUUGGUUAUAAUACAAUGGGUACAGAAACGAAAUAUCACUUUUUUUUACAGAAAAAAACCAGAGAGCACAUCUACCAAUCACAGAGUAGAUUGGUAAUAAUACAUUUUCAAAUCAACUAAGGCAGUGGCAGUCUGUGCAUAUCUUAUGGAUAUCCCGCCUAGGUUCUCUAGGUACUGUAAAUGAGAAAUAGAGAGCAUUCUAAUCAGUAGAGUCAAAACUAAUCCCGGCCAGGCUGAAAAAAAUAAUCUAGAGAUGAAGAGGGUGUAGAAAAAGAAAGCUGAAAAUCAGAAGAGGGGUUGAAGAGAGGUGCUUGGAGAGGAAUUAAGGUCCUUUCAAGUCUAUCAACAACCUGGAAGGACCCUGGCCUUGAGUCGAAGACACUGCAGUCAGUCUGCUGAGACUGUUAGCAACUUUCAGUCAGAAAGGGAUGACAUCAGAAGUCCUGUUAAAGGAGGAUGGCAGCAGCAUCAUCACUGACUCAAAGAGCAGUGGGAGUCCUCUGUUAUAUUCCCUAUAUAUAGCCAAAGGUGACCAACCCAAAGGAUCCAAAUAAUGUCUGUCAUCAUGAAGUGUUUUGAGCACCUGGUGCUUGCACAAAUCCAACAGCGUGCGCGAGAGCAUAGCAGACCCAUUACAGUCUGCCUACCCAAGGAAUAUACAAUGCUCUUUUACCCUUCCUCAUCUGGUUCAAUCCCAUCUGGAGAUACCAAAAUCAUAUACCAGACGGAUGCUUGCAAAAUUCUCUAGUGUGUUUGACACAAUUCAGCCGUAUUAUAAGAGUCAGAAACUACUGGACAUGCAUAUUAACCCUCAUGCCAUCUCAUGGGCCUUCUUGACAGAAAGACGUGUGGUUCGAUACACGGACUAAUGCAGCAACAUAAGGACCAUCUCCGCUGGCUCACCACAGAUCUCAGUGGUCACCUGUCAACUUUUUUGUUACUGUAUGGAAGUUCUAAGUAGUAUUUCCUUUAUAGAUUAAUUUCUCAUUUGUAAUAAUAGUCAUGCAAUUUAGGAAUCUCUAAAAAUGCAAUUUCUGUCGUUUUAUUUAUUAGUAUUAUAUAUGUAAAUUAUUUAUUCUAUUUUUUGUAGGUUGGCUGCUUCACCUGAAGUUCCUCCUGGGAAGAAUACGGUUUUAAUAUUCUAUUCUAUUUUAAGUAUAGGCAGAAAGUAUUGACCAAUCAUCAUCAGAAUUGUUCUAAUACUUAUUACCAAUGUUGUUUGUGAUUGGUGGUGCUCCUCUGGUUUCCAUGUGAAAAUUGAUGUGUUGCUCCCUGUUUAAUUGCCUCAGUGCUGUUUCUCCAGGAGGUCCUCUUAGCAGGUGUGGAAACAGGCCACACUAUGACUGGCAUACUGAAGACUCUUUGUUUUCAGUUAUGUGCAUACCGUGUCCAUUAAAUAAGUAUAGCCAGCUUGUAAAGGCUUUUUUUUACAUGGCCUGUAGGCCUUUCCAAGUCUGCCCAACAGCAUUAGCCAACUGUCACUGGGAGUCAGUAGAACUGUAUUGAUAGGAUAGGAUCCCCUUAUUGUGGAUGGGUCGGGCAAGUUUAAUUUGGACAUGGUUCUUCUGGUUGCUACUGCAUAUAUGCCCCUCUCAUGGUUCUCAUAGAGUAUAACAUUGUCGCUGGCUCUCCUGUAGUGUUUUAUGUGGCCUGUUGGGUGUAAAACAGUCAUUGCCUCUCUUGUGGUACUACGUGACCUGUAGAAUGUAAAGUAGUCAUUGGCUGUCCUGUAGCACUGGAUAUGGCCUGUAGGGUGUAAAAUAGUCACUGGCUCUCCUGUAGUACUGCGUAUGGCUUGUAGGAUGUAAAAUAGUCACUGGCUCUCCUGUAGUUCUGCGUAUGGCAUGUAGGGUGUAAAAUAGUCACUAGCUCUCCUGUACUUCUGCGAAUGACCUGUAGGGUGUAAAAUAGUCACUGGCUCUCCUGUAGUACUGCGUAUGGCUUGUAGGAUGUAAAAUAGUCACUGGCUCUCCUCUAGUUCUGCGUAUGGCAUGUAGGGUGUAAAAUAGUCACUAGCUCUCCUGUACUACUGCGAAUGACCUGUAGGGUGUAAAAUAGUCACUGGCUCUCCUGUAGUACUGCGUAUGGCUUGUAGGAUGUAAAAUAGUCACUGACUCUCCUGUAGUUCUGCGUAUGGCAUGUAGGGUGUAAAAUAGUCACUAGCUCUCCUGUACUACUGCGAAUGACCUGUAGGGUGUAAAAUAGUCACUGGCUCUCCUGUAGUACUGCGUAUGGCCUGUAGGGUGUAAAAUAGUCACUGGCUCUCCUGUAGCACUGUGUGUAGCCUGUAGGGUGUAAAAUAGUCACUGGCUCUCCUGUAGUACUGUGUGCGGCCUGGAGGGUGUAAAAUAGUCACUGGCUCUCCUGUAGCACUGUGUGUAGCCUGUAGGGUAUAAAAUAGUCACUGGCUCUCCUGUAGUACGGCGUGUGGCCUGUAGGGUGUAAAAUAGUCACUGGCUCUCCUGUAGUACUGUGUGUAGCCUGUAGGGUAUAAAAUAGUCACUGGCACUCCUGUAGCACUGCGUAUGGCCUGUAGGGUGUAAACUGGUCGCUGGCUCUCCUGUAGUACUGUGUGUGGAGAGGUUGCUUGAGGCACCAUGGGGACACAUCAGAGCAUGUUACCAUGAAGGAUCCAGUAAAGGGCUUGGUCGGUGCUACUGUCCGGGAAGAAUGGAUUUGCACUUAAAAACAGCUGCUUCAUUCCUCUAAACAGCUACGUCAUUUCUCAAAGAAACUGCAUUAAUAUUCAGCCUUUGGAUAUCGUACCCAAACCAGCGCUUAUCAGUAGUGAGAUUUUGUUAGGACUUGUGACAGGUAUAUUGAUGCCUAUUUUGGGGACCUCAGUUUGACCAAUCAUUGCUCUUGGUCAUAUUCCAGUACCUCUGAAGGGAUGAAGUUCUUCUGAAUGGAUGAAGGAUACGUGGCCAGGUGUAUUGUGUGCAAAAGUGCCAAAUCUGUCUGUCAGUCAGCUCUUAUCAGAGCGAGUGUGUGCUGUGCCGUUUGUAAGUUUGCAAUUUGAGGGCUAGCAUUAAAUCCAAAAAAGUAAUAAUCAAGCCUGGGCUGUGAACAGAGAUCGCACUGAACUAACGGUUUUUAAUGAGUUGGCUCCAUUCCUGUGGCAGUCGUUUAAAUCUCUUUUAGCUACAUUGUGGACUAAAAUGGAGUUUAAAUCUUUCUGAAAAAAGACCCCACGGAUUGACUUCUGAGCUGCUGGGACUGUAGCGUGUGAGAGCUUUUUUAAAGAGUUUAUUCCCAUGGGUUUAAGAAGCUCUAAUAUAUAAAACAAUACUUAUUUAUGAUGUUAUUUUUGCAUAUUAGUCAGCUGUCCACAGCACCAUUUUGUACAGCGCAGGUUUUCGUCUUUGUUGUACGUUUUUUCUUGGAUUUGGCAUAACUGCCCUGUCAUUUGAGCACCUUUAAAUGACACCAAUAUUAGUAACAGAAACAAGGAAAUUGGUAAACAAAAUGAAAUACAGGAUUAAAAAAAAAAUCAUUUAUCAUCAACGGUUGAACCGUUUUAUGAUUUUGUCACUGUGAUUGUGGAGGGGAACAGCUCACAGGAAGUGAUGUAGAUUUAAUACCUGCAGACUGCUUCCUCCGACUCCUGACUCUGUUGCCCUUUUUUAAAUGGAGGUUUGUGCCAAAUCAUAUCUGCCAAUCAGGAACCUCUUUUACACAUUGAAUUGUUGGAGCUCAUUCGCCAGUUGCAGCACUUAGCAGGUUUUUAAGGGUUCUGAUUGGCUACUGGGGAAAUCCCGGUGCAGUAUUUGUUUUGCUCAUCUGUACGUGGGCUUUGCGGAGUUAUAUUAGACACAGUAGAACCUCAGUAUGAGUCAUUUUACUCAACUGCUACACAGUAGAACCUCAGUGUGGGUAAUUUAACAUUACUGCUAUUAAUUAGAACCUCAGUAUGGGUCAUUUAAAUUAUAAAUUUAAAAUACUUGCACAUGUGUUGGGAAAGGGUUGUUCUUACAAAUGCCUACAGCUGCUAUUAACUUCGUCAUGACCAGUUAGGCCACAGCCAAAGGUAGAUUUGCAGUGCUGGCAAUACGGUCAUUCCUUGUGAAAUGAACACGACGACUGACGCAACCUCGUACACCUGUAUAUCUCACCAAAAUCAAAUAGAAAGUAUGUGGUAUUUUUUUAAAUGUAUUUUUUUUUCAAUUUGUCUGCCAUUGUAAUGCAUUUCCUACAAAACGAGAAAGUUCAGGAGUGGUUUGGGCCCCUGGAGGACCGCGAGCCUAUCCCAGGGUGCCGUGCUGUCUGGCGCUUGUUCAGAGAAGGCUCGGAGCACACAUUGACCAUUAAUUCAGCUACACUCUCCACAUAGGCCACACAUCAAACAUAGCUGUAUUAAAAUACAUUUAUCAAAUCAUUUGAAGUGCUAUCGACUAGUUUUUGCCAUAUUUUGGAGAAAAAAAAUGAUAAUGUCAGAAGUUUUGUUGAUUUCGGGCGUUUUUGGAGCCGUGCCAGAGUCGUAAUACUUGAUGUGUUCCGUUGAAAUGGACAUUUGUUCCAGGAGGUGAACAUUUGCUGAGAACACACUGGUUCCACUCCGUUUUCCAGCAUCUACACCUUUGUGUUUUACUUAACUGUUAACAUGUGCCACACUGUCUCUGAUUAUAUUGUAUUGUAUAGUAAUAAUAUCUAACUGUAAAAAUGUUUUGUUUCCUUUUAAAGCAAAGGGUGUAACUCCUCCAGUCUACACGAUUAUUGUCUUUACUCUGUUACUCUAUUGCAUUUAUUGCGUCUCCGUUGUGAUUAUCACGAUGAGGUUUUUGCUCUUCAGGAUCUGACGAUGCUGUCUGGGCGUGUGCGAAGCAUUACCCAGCAGCCUUCACAGAGUCCCAUGUGCCAACGUCGCUGGGUGCAGUUAGCCGUGUGCUCAGUGUUCCGUUUCUCUGACUGUGACUUUUUAUCGUCUUAAAUUUUUGAUUCUGUACUGAAGGAGAUGCACAUUUAAAAAGAAUGAUCCGUCUGUGUUGACAGGCUAGCAGGAUUCACAUGGUGGGGUGGAGGGGCUUCUCUGUUCAUUCAUUUCCCUUUGUUCAAACCGAAUUACCUGUCAACUGUUUUAGGGUUGGUUAAAGCUCUUACUAGUUUUGGCCAAAGUCGAUGAUCUCAACAUACUCUGUCUCAGCUCUUUCACAAAGAAGCAGGAGUGUGGAAGGUUCUGCAGUGACAAAUGUGAAUCCUCAUGAAUAUCAUUAGGUUAACAUUCCAUCAGAAAUUCAAAAUAUUGGUGAGUAGACUCCCUAUCGUGACCAUUUCUUGCCUUGGCUAGCUGAAGGUGAUAGAAAUGUUUGUCUUAAAAUUUGCACACGAAUAAAGCAACUUGAUGUGUUUAUAUUUGCAGUGUGUGUAAAUACAAUAAUAUACAAUAUAUGGGAAAUGUUUUAUGGUGUGCUUCUCUUAUGCUCCUGGAAUUUAAAAAAAUAAAAAAUCUCUACAUUACAUGUAAGAAGGCAGAGAUUGGUUGUGCCAAAUGUCAUGAUAUCCAUUUUGAAAAAAAAAACAAAAAAAAAAAACAUUCCAUGUCACUGUUCACUGUGAAUUUGAAGAUAUGGCUAUAUUUUCAUGGUAGCAUAAUUCUGGGUUGAUGUCAGAAGCUUUCAGUUGGUGUGUGUUUUUAAAAAAUCAUUUACACUGGAUCAUUAGACCUGAUUCUGGUCUUUCCCUUUUCCAUCUGUAGCAUCUUAAACUGGUAACAAAUAUUCCCAAACAUUUUUUUGGGUUCGGAGAUUUCGCCCUACCUCCUGGGUCUGACAGGUUUUUGGAGGGUGUUACUUUUAUAAUUCUGUGAACUUUUGAAGAACAAGUCUUGUACAAUACACAUUUAUGUAAUGAAAUGUAAUUUUAGAAUUAAAGUUGAACCAACUAAAACUAAAAUUAUUUCAACGCCUAUAUUUUAAUCCAAAGUGGAUUUACACUAACUUUUCCCUGAGAGGAAAGUGUCCAAAUGUAAUGUGUUUCUGUUAUAUUUCUGCCCUGUUUACCUUCUCUUGGAUGGUACAGAUGUAUAUUUUAAGUGGAUGUGACAUUUUGUUUAUUUGUGUAUUUUUAAAGAUUGGGGAUAUUUGUUACAUGUGCCAAUUUAUAAUAUUUUUUUAAUUAAUUUUUUUGUUACAUUAAAACACUCAUUCCAACCUUCACACUUCACUGUUUAUUCGAAAAGACUGAUUUGCCAGGUGAAUAAUCUUUACUGUCCAACCCUCCCCUUUCUUUCUGUAGCAUGCCCCCUUUAUCUGUUUGCCUGUGUAUUGAAAAAUAGCUUCAGUAUCCUUUUGUACAGAAGGCAUGUUCCUGUUGGUAUACAAGUGACCCUGUAAGCUGUAAAUAUCUGCCUGUGUAGCUGUCUUGUCUUGUCAGUGUCUGUUUUUUGGUAAUUGUACUAAUGUAAGGAAAAAGUGUGAAUUCUUUAAGAUGAUGCAAA
Messenger RNA from Anguilla rostrata (American eel), 13046 nucleotides. RefSeq names its product fibroblast growth factor receptor substrate 3 (gene frs3). Gene Ontology annotation, molecular function: transmembrane receptor protein tyrosine kinase adaptor activity; fibroblast growth factor receptor binding. Gene Ontology annotation, biological process: fibroblast growth factor receptor signaling pathway. Lineage: Eukaryota; Metazoa; Chordata; Actinopteri; Anguilliformes; Anguillidae. The transcript has 7 exons. The record is from RefSeq and is a predicted model, not a curated record. The coding region runs from base 457 to 2307 and encodes 616 amino acids. Gene Ontology annotation, cellular component: cytoplasm.